Molecule: messenger RNA, 1383 nt
Organism: Cavia porcellus (domestic guinea pig)
Lineage: Eukaryota; Metazoa; Chordata; Mammalia; Rodentia; Caviidae
Gene: Eif6
Product: eukaryotic translation initiation factor 6
Exons: 7
Coding region: 322-1173 (283 amino acids)
Biological process (GO): maturation of 5.8S rRNA; cytosolic ribosome assembly; assembly of large subunit precursor of preribosome
Cellular component (GO): nucleolus; preribosome, large subunit precursor; cytosol
Molecular function (GO): ribosomal large subunit binding
Source: RefSeq, a predicted model, not a curated record
CUUCUCCCGGAAGUCUCUUAGGGCCGGGGCGGAAACGGAGAGCUGUUUGCGAGGGGGGUAGUGGAGUGUGGAUUUCUGUGUAGCCAGGUGAGCUGGUGUGAAGGGAGACCGUUGGGGUCAGCUUCGGGGCCCUGGUGGGAAAGAGGAGCCUGACGACUUGGGUCCGAGUUCGACGGGCUCAGUGGGCGGGGCCCGAAAUCUGACUUCUUAGAAGGGCAGGUUCGCGACGAUCCUGAGGGGAGGGGUCCCCCGAGACGUAGGACUUCUGGUAUCUGGUCCGUGGAGCUGAACUCGCGGCGGGGGACCCUCCAGGCCUCCCUCAUGGCGGUGCGAGCGUCUUUCGAGAACAACUGUGAGAUCGGUUGCUUUGCCAAACUCACCAACACCUACUGCCUGGUGGCCAUCGGGGGAUCCGAGAACUUCUACAGCGUGUUCGAGGGCGAGCUCGCCGAUACCAUCCCCGUGGUGCACGCGUCCAUCGCCGGCUGCCGCAUCAUCGGGCGCAUGUGUGUGGGGAACAGGCACGGGCUCCUGCUGCCCAACAACACCACUGACCAGGAGCUGCAGCACAUUCGCAACUGCCUCCCAGACUCAGUGCAGAUCCGGCGGGUGGAGGAGCGGCUCUCAGCUCUGGGCAACGUUACCACCUGCAAUGACUACGUGGCCUUGGUCCAUCCAGACCUGGACAGGGAGACAGAAGAAAUCCUGGCUGAUGUGCUCAAGGUGGAAGUCUUCAGACAGACAGUGGCUGAACAGGUGCUAGUGGGAAGCUACUGUGUCUUCAGCAAUCAGGGCGGGCUGGUGCAUCCCAAGACUUCAAUCGAAGAUCAGGAUGAGCUGUCUUCUCUUCUCCAGGUCCCCCUUGUGGCGGGCACUGUGAACCGAGGCAGUGAAGUGAUCGCUGCGGGGAUGGUGGUGAACGACUGGUGUGCCUUCUGUGGGCUGGACACAACCAGCACAGAGCUGUCAGUGGUGGAAAGCGUCUUCAAGCUGAAUGAAGCCCAGCCUAGCACUAUCGCCACCCGCAUGCGGGAUUCUCUCAUCGACAGGGGAUGGUACCCAGGGCCUACUGUCUACGUGGCAAGUGUGAUACCACCUCACCUGAGUCACCUUCCAUGGUGCACCCAGGCUCCUGCCUCUGGACCUUGGCUCCUUCCCCCAUGCCUUAUCUAGCCUGUACUUGCUGCUGCCAGGAAGGUGUGGCAGAGGGAUCAGUGAAACUGAGUGGCUGGAUGCCCAGCCCUGCACCAGUGCCAUCUUCUGAAUCUGUUGUUCCUGAAAAACCCUCCUGUCAUUCUGGCUGUCAGUGCUCUGGCUCCUGAAUGAGGACUCUGCUGUUCUGGGGUACCCCAUUAAAGGGCGCCUGCCUCUGGCCACUCUGAA